AUGAGAAUGCCGAUUAGGAAAACAGGAUCAGAGUCGAGAAGUCAGAUCGGGCUGGUGUGGGGAGAAAAGUUUGGGCAGAGUCGCUACAAGCGCCAAUUGUCUAAUCGCGUUUAUUCUCUGUCUAUUGUCUUUCCCGAUGUAGAACCCCGGCUACGCUGGCAGACAAGAGUUGCCGGAGAACCUAAAGAUGAAUUUCCGCUCAGUCGCCAUGAUGGUGCCCGAUAG
This is a messenger RNA of Protopolystoma xenopodis, 225 nucleotides long. The record is from the annotation of a GenBank genome assembly. NCBI's taxonomy places the organism in Eukaryota, Metazoa, Platyhelminthes, Monogenea, Polystomatidea, Polystomatidae.